Molecule: messenger RNA, 1731 nt
Organism: Cloeon dipterum
Lineage: Eukaryota; Metazoa; Arthropoda; Insecta; Ephemeroptera; Baetidae
Exons: 5
Coding region: 254-1009 (251 amino acids)
Source: RefSeq, a predicted model, not a curated record
UUAACCAGAUGAUACUCAAAACAAGUAGUUGUCCAAUCGAGCGCGAUUAACUUCGGACGCCAGAGCGGCGUGUCCAACGUUCCGGCAACCUGCCCCUAUAUAAUAUUAUUACCAUUAAAAUCUCUGGUCGCGCAGACUCGAUUCCCGGUCGGAGGGGUCGCCAAAUGUGAGAAGGGGCUGCUGACGAAUCGGCCUCCCCCAGAAGGAGCAAAUCCGCACGGUGGUUGUACGGUACCCACCCGCAGGACGCGUCAUGGACAACGAGCAGGUCCCCGCGGUGGGACGCGUCCGAGACUUUUUGUCCAAGUUCGACUCGGACGAGGAUAACAACCAAAUCAAAAAAGGCGUCCUGUCCAACCCGUCCACCCCGAACGCCAAACGCAAGCUAGUGACUGCUCUGGUUGGACAGCUCGAGAAGAGCAGCUCGGAACCAAACGUGGACAACCCGGACGAGGGCAAGAUCAGGGCUGUCAAGUCGGACAACCGGAUCUCAAACGAGGAGAGCAGCGUGGAAGAAAAGAAGGAGCACAUCACCAGUGCCGACGAAGAGCACGCGCUGAAGGAGCUGCAGACGCAGAUCAGCAACCUGAAGCCUUCCCAACUUAAACUGGGCGUCGAGAUGAUUCCUGACCACGAUGGGUCGGAGGAUGCCCGCAAGGACGGCGAAGGUCUAAUAAUGCCUCGCAAACCAGCAAAUCCUUGCCUUGAGUCCGACGAUCGCAAGAACCUCCACCGCGAAAUAAUGUUCAAUAAAAAGCUGGGCAUAAAUGUGCUAAACCAAAAAAGUGAGCUUCAGAGGGCGAUGGAGAAGCACAAGGACCAGGCGGCGCGCAAAGAGGCUGAAAAGGAGAAGCUCAACAACAAAACUGCGUUCGAGAAAGUGAUAGAGGAGCGCGCCCGUCGCCUUGAAACGCAAGAGAAAUCGGAGGAGGAAGAGCACAAUGAUCAGAAGCCUGAGUUUCUGCAGGUGCACGCCAAGCUGCGUUCACGAAUGGACCCCAACAAGUAGGGACGCCAACUCUGUCAACACUCACACCCUCCUCGACUGAGCUGCUGCCAAUGAGCUGCCCUCAAAGGAUUUUAACUUGUAGACUUUUUCGCAAACCGCAUAAGCUGGCGUCCUUUGAGAUCGGCCGCGCCAUAAAAGUGAUCAUGUUCUGUCAAAUUCCUAACACAAGACCUGCUAGAUUUUAUCGUUUUCCAAGAUACCUCGCUGUGCCUUCCUUCAGACCCAAGAACAACAGUGAAAUUUCCGGCUAGGCUGAUCAAUAUUUUGUCUAGGCUGUAAGAGAGAAUUUUGUCUGUCAAGUCACUAGCUAGUCAAAUGUAUCAUCAACUCAAACAUUCACCAUCCUCACAAACUCGCAACCAUUGUUUCUCACUCUUCUCCUUUUAGCUCCUUUCCUGGCAUGGUGCAUUAAUUUAAAUUGUUAUUACUCUAUACUGUAAUCAAUAUUUAAUGGUGGUUUUUGAUCGUGAUGUUUGAAUAGCAACAAUCUUCUUAGAGGUGCAGCACUGAUUUUAAUCAUUCCUUUUACUAUCUCUUAAAUCAGGAUAACCGAUUAACAGGAAAACUGGAAAAAGGUAAAGUGUCAAGGAUUUUGAAAGUAUACAGGCUUCACAGCUUGAUAUAGAUGUAUAUUUUGUGUAUUAAGUGUGUUAACUUUAAGUAUUAUUAAAAUACAGCGAAAGAUAAGCUACAAUGAUGGAAUAAUAAAUCUCAUGAUGAAA